ACUUUCUUCAUCAAAUUGCCCAGCUCCCCCAAUCCUACCUUCGCACCCCACCACCCACCCCACCACAACCACCCAACGAUGUCGUCAACCCUCCGCAACGCCGUGCAACGGCGUAACCACAAGGAGCGGUCGCAGCCCGCCGAGCGCGCGAAAUACGGUCUCCUCGAGAAACGCAAAGACUACCAACUGCGUAGCCGCGACUUCAAUGCGAAAAAAGCGAAAAAAGCCGCCCUCACCCGGCUGGCCAAGGAACGCAAUCCCGAUGAAUUCUACCACGCGAUGACGAGCGCCCGGACGCGAGACGGCGGAGUCCGAGUCGCCGACAGGGAUACGGCAAAGGUGUUGACGCCCGGGGAGGUCAUGCUGCUGAAGACGCAGGAUGCUGGGUACUUGCGCGUGCAGAGGGAUAGGGAGAGGAGAGCCAUUGAGAGCUUGGAGGGGAGGCUAGCGUUUGAGGCUGAGGGGAAGCACACGGUUUUUGUGGAGGAGGUGGAGCAGGCGAGGAAGUUCAAGCCCGAAGAGUUCUUUGGGACGCAUGAGGACCUGGUGGAUAGGAGGUUUAAUCGCCCGAGGAUUGAGCAGUUGGCGGAGGGCGGGUUUGGGGAGGAUGUGGUGAAGGGAGGGGAGGAUCCGGAGGAGGCGGAGGCCAGGAGGAGGGCUGAGAAGAGGGAGAGGAGUAAGCUUGCGAAGGGACGGGAGCAGGCGUACAAGGAGCUGGAGGCGAGGAUGAAAAGGGAGAAGGAUUUGAAGAAGCUCGAGCGAGAGCAGGAGAUGCAGAGGGCGAGGAUGGUCAAGGGAGGAAACGCCACCAUUAACAAGCACAACAAGGUCCGGAAACGGUAGUGGUUAUGACCGUCUUGGGUGGCAGGCGUCUGGGGGUCAAAAGUGAUUUUUCUUGAGCGAUAAAGAUUCUGUACGGUGACCCGGUCUGAUAAUGGAAGCUCAUCUGAAAAAAGCAAACGCUGGUAUGUCUUACAAUACACAAUGAUUAU
Molecule: messenger RNA, 992 nt
Organism: Tricharina praecox
Lineage: Eukaryota; Fungi; Ascomycota; Pezizomycetes; Pezizales; Pyronemataceae
Product: small-subunit processome
Exons: 1
Coding region: 79-843 (254 amino acids)
Biological process (GO): rRNA processing
Cellular component (GO): small-subunit processome; nucleolus
Source: RefSeq, a predicted model, not a curated record